Messenger RNA from Paramuricea clavata, 351 nucleotides. NCBI's taxonomy places the organism in Eukaryota, Metazoa, Cnidaria, Anthozoa, Malacalcyonacea, Plexauridae. The record is from the annotation of a GenBank genome assembly.
AUGGCAACUAUGGAAACAUUGUUGAAAUCGGUAAAUACUAAACUGCAAAUGCUGGAAUUUACAAAUGAGAGUGUAAGGGAAGCUCUAGAAAAACGACAUGUCCCCACCAUGGAACGGAAGUUAAAAACCUUGCAAGAUAAAAUCAAUGAGAUCCAGGACCUGGAAACAAAGAUACAAGAAGCAAAGAUAGAGAAAGGAGAGAACAUUGAAGACAUCAAAGAAUGGAGCAGCAAGAUAGAGAGUGACAUUAGUAAAUACGAGGCUAGUGUGUUAGAGUUGAACUCGGUUAUUAGGGAUAUUCAGAAAACUGAAAGUGAGCGAGUCAAACGGGAGGAAGAGGACUUAGCUUAA